This is a messenger RNA of Debaryomyces tyrocola, 1026 nucleotides long. NCBI's taxonomy places the organism in Eukaryota, Fungi, Ascomycota, Pichiomycetes, Serinales, Debaryomycetaceae. The record is from the annotation of a GenBank genome assembly.
AUGUCCACACAACAUAAUUCAGUCUCCGAACAGAUGAAUGUCGACACCGACAUUAUCACGUUGACUAGAUUUAUUUUGCAAGAACAGCAAAAAGAAGCGCCAAAUGCUACAGGGGAAUUGUCGUUGUUACUAAACUCGUUACAAUUUGCUUUCAAAUUCAUUGCUCACAACAUUAGAAGAGCCGAAUUGGUUAAUUUGAUUGGAAUCAGUGGCAGUGCUAACUCUACUGGUGACGUUCAAAAGAAAUUGGAUGUUAUUGGAGAUGAAAUUUUCAUCAAUGCCAUGAAAUCGUCGAACAACGUCAAGGUUUUAGUUUCAGAGGAACAAGAAGACUUGAUUGUUUUCGAAGGAGGUGGACGUUACGCUGUUUGUACUGAUCCAAUUGACGGUUCGUCUAAUAUUGAUGCUGGUGUUUCUGUUGGUACUAUCUUCGGUGUCUACAGAUUGAAGGAAGAUUCCCAGGGAUCCAUCAAGGAUGUGUUGAGAAAGGGUACUGAAAUGGUCGCUGCUGGUUACACCAUGUACGGUGCUUCUGCUCACUUGAUGUUGACCACAGGUCAAGGUGUCAACGGCUUCACUUUGGAUACACAAUUGGGUGAAUUCAUUUUGACUCAACCACACUUGACUAUUCCUAAGACCAGAGCUAUUUACUCUGUCAACGAAGGUAACUCUCAUUACUGGGCUGACAGUGCCAAACAAUAUAUUGCAGACUUGAAGAAACCACAGGACGAUGGAAAGCCAUAUAGUGCAAGAUACAUUGGUUCUAUGGUUGCUGAUAUUCACAGAACUAUAUUGUACGGUGGUAUUUUCGCAUAUCCGGCUGAUUCUAAGCUGAAAAAUGGUAAGUUAAGAAUUUUAUACGAAUGUUUCCCUAUGGCUAUGUUGAUGGAACAAGCCGGUGGUGCAGCUAUUAACGAUAAGGGUGAAAGAAUCUUAGACAUUUUGCCUAAAGGAAUUCAUGACAAAAGUGGUAUCUGGUUAGGUUCAAAGGGUGAAGUUGAUAGAUACUUAACUUACCUCAAAUAA